Anguilla rostrata (American eel) is the source of this 2877-nucleotide messenger RNA. Its product is annotated as KN motif and ankyrin repeat domain-containing protein 2-like. Gene Ontology annotation, biological process: negative regulation of vitamin D receptor signaling pathway; negative regulation of cell population proliferation; negative regulation of G1/S transition of mitotic cell cycle. NCBI's taxonomy places the organism in Eukaryota, Metazoa, Chordata, Actinopteri, Anguilliformes, Anguillidae. Gene Ontology annotation, cellular component: cytoplasm. The record is from RefSeq and is a predicted model, not a curated record. The transcript has 7 exons. The coding region runs from base 1 to 1056 and encodes 351 amino acids.
AUGGCCCAGGUGCUGCAGAUGGAUUCCAACUUCCCAGGGAAGUCUAACCCCGCCCCCGGCCCCUCCUUCCUGGGCAAAGAGAACGUGCCGUAUUCAGUGGAGACCCCGUACGGCUACCGGCUGGACCUGGACUUCCUGAAGUACGUGAACGACAUCGAGAAGGGCAACACCGUCCGGCGGGCGCCGGCGCCACGGCGACCGCGAUUCGGAUUGCUGCUGCGCGCGCUGACAGCCGCCAGUCGUCCUACUCCUGCUGCGUGCCCGGUUACCACGGCGCCCGGCGUGAGCGCGGCGCGGGUGGAGAAGACGCUGCUGGACGCGCGGCGGAGGCUGGAGGAAGAGAGGGAGCGGGAGAGGGUGGGGCGCAAGCUCUCCAACCUGGGCAGCAUGCGAAACAGCGUGGCAGGAUCCAACACCUCGCUGUCCAGCGCGCACGGGCUGGCGCUCAGCCACGCCCAGGGGGCGGGGCCGGGCGGCGGCUCCUCGGGCCUGUCCACGCCCGUCUCGCCCAGCCCCGCCCACCUGCAUCACGUGCGCGAGCAGAUGGCGCUGGCCUUGCGGAAGAUCCGCGAGCUGGAGGAGCAGGUGAAGACCAUCCCCGUGCUGCAGGUGAAGAUCUCCGUUCUGCAGGAGGAGAAGCGGCAGCUCAGCGUCCAGCUCAAGAGCCACAAGUUCCUGGGACGAGGCUCCGCCCCUGACCAGCCCCGGAAGCUGGGGCAGCUUGAGCAGGACUGGAGAGCGAAGCUGGAAAGAGUGAUGGAGGAGAGGAGCGAGCACGAGCAGCGUGUGAAGAAGGAGAUCCAGGCUCUGCUCCUUAAGCUGUUCAAGACUGAGCGGCUGCACCAGACCCAGAUAAGUGACUAUGAGGUCAAGUACAGGGACUCACUAAAACUGGUGUCUGAGCUGCAGCGUCAAAUCGAGGAGCGUGAGGAUGCAGUUCUUCAGAACAAACAGGAAGAACAUGCAAAGGCAGCAAGCGAUGUCCUUGAGCCGAAGAGACGGAUGGCCAUGUCUCGGGAGAAAUAUCUGGAGCACCACAUGAAGAAGGCCUCCUAGAUUAUUAGAUGAUUGUUUGUGCUGUUUAGAGACCCUUAAGGAGGCAUUCACAUCCAUCUGGCCUCCUGUGGUUAAGACCACACCCACACCAUGGCAGGCAUAUGAACCCCACACCUGUACAACACAAUCAAAGCCUUUUACUGCUGAGAUGGUUUACGUUUCUGUUUAACAGACCAGAAAACUCUAUAGUAUAGUUAAUACAUUCACUACAUUUACCAAACUACUGAGAUCAGUCCAAUAAUUCUGUAUUUGUGACUCCUAUUAUAAGUAAAAAAUAUCUAAUAAUUUAACGCUUUUGGAGGUUCAUUGUACAUGGCAACAAAGCGAGUGAAAUUCAGUGUUUAUUAAAUGAGGAAAUGAGGUCCCAAGGAAAUACUGUUGGGAUGCUGUGUAAUUCUCAACUGAGCAUCAGUGCUGCCCUGCAGUGUCAGGAAGCACACACCCUGGUGGUUGGGAGGAGCAUUGCAGUGAUUGUCAGCCCAUUCUAAAAGUGAAACAAUGGUAUGUGAGAACAGUUACUGCUCACACAUGGACACAGAUGGGAAAGGAGAUGUUUAGCGACGUUUGUGCAACAUGGCUGUGAGCUUCAGGUGCUCAUUGGUCAGUGUCAUGGCGGACGUCACAUGUUAAGCAAUAAGAACAGGGCUGACCACACUCAGAUCACACAGCUCCUGCAGACGACUGACAGCAUGGAGGAGGAGAGGAACAGAGGAGGCUCCAGCAGCAUGAGAGAGAGACAUCAGAGAAGAUCCAGAGGGAAGUGGAAGAAGAGAAGAAAUAAGAAGAGAAAAAGAACAUAAUAAAGGAGGGUGGGAAGAGGCAGGAGCUCCAGGGAGUGACACAGAUGAGAAAAACAGCAGGAGGAUUGAGUGAUUUAAGCAUAAUGUCAGAGGAAAGGGAAUAUUCACACCGCAUUUAUUUCCAGAGCUGAACCUCUCCUGGUCGAAACCCCUGUUAUGACACUACUUGGGGGCCUGGAUGGAUGACCUCGAUCUUCUGCACCGCAUUUUAAUAAACAUGGGCUGUUAAUUUUUCCAGCUAAUUUAAUACCUCAGGCCAUAAUCUGUACAAACUCUAUGGUUAUUUGCUUUAACAGAUUCCUAUUUAGCCCGUAUUUUACUGUUGAUACCAGGCUCGUAUAAACCAUUUUAUCAUCACUGUUUCAGUCUUUUUACUUUACUUGCUGUGUAUUAGGAGGCUCAGUUACAAUCUUGCCCUUUUUAUGUUUGCUGUUUUGGCUGACUGUGAAACAUGGCCUCUGCUGACCUCCCAUGGUCACAGCAUCAGCAUUAAACCCCUGCAGGAUAUCUUUCUCCGGUAUAGAGACUUAAACAUUAAAACAAAGAGAGGUUGGUAUGAAGUUAUUGUCUAAGUUAAGUUUAUUAAUCAAUGUUGUUCAUUUGUUUAUUUAGUGGCCUCCACUUGCUCUCAUGCCUUUUGUUUCUGUCUUGUAGUAGGGUGUAGUCACAAGGCAAAAGUCACACAUUAACACAGACAGUGGUGGAAUGGUCACUGGCCACAGGUGAUUCUCUCACCUGCAGGGUCAGGUACUACAAACAUCUGAGCACCAGCAGACCUCCUACAUCUGUGAGGUUACACAACACCUUCACUUCCCCACAUACAUUAAUUCCCAAAGCUGUCACAACAAAAGAGAAUUUAGUUCUCACUUGACUGUUUGAUGAUUUUUAAAUUUUGAAAAUGGAUUAGGUGAGAACAUAGAUAAUUGGAUAUUGGGGCAACAGAGUGUGAAGUGAGAUUGGGGUAGUUGGAGCAACAAUCAUAUCCAUUAUGUCUGGCAAUGGUAGAUGCUGGCAGGGGCGU